This is a messenger RNA of Hibiscus syriacus, 1947 nucleotides long. RefSeq names its product inositol phosphorylceramide glucuronosyltransferase 1-like. Bases 81 to 1721 code for a protein of 546 amino acids. The transcript is spliced from 9 exons. Lineage: Eukaryota; Viridiplantae; Streptophyta; Magnoliopsida; Malvales; Malvaceae. Gene Ontology annotation, molecular function: glycosyltransferase activity. The record is from RefSeq and is a predicted model, not a curated record.
CAAAAGAAGUAAAAAUCGAAACAACAGAUCAUUUUCUUGAGAAACCACAGAUAAUUUUCUCGAGAAAAGGCUCAGAUAGUAUGAAACUCCCGAAAUUCUGGGUCCUGUUUCUGUGCCUUCUGAUUACGAUCCAAUCCAAGGCGUUGUUGGGGGUUAAAGCUCAAACUUCAAAGGAUGAAGCUUAUGUGACGCUGCUUUACGGAGAUGAGUUCCUAUUGGGGGUUAGGGUUUUGGGGAAAUCGAUAAAGAACACUGGAUCAUCUAAAGACAUGGUCGUUUUGGUCUCUGAUGGCGUCUCUGAUUAUGCCAAGAAACUUCUCAAGGCUGAUGGAUGGAUAGUGGAGAAGAUAAGUUUAUUGGAGAAUCCAAAUCAAGUUCGGCCAAAGAGGUUUUGGGGUGUUUACACCAAAUUGAAAAUUUUUAAUAUGACUAACUACAAGAAAGUUGUAUAUCUUGAUGCGGAUACUAUAGUAGUCAAAAGCAUCGAAGAUCUCUUUAAAUGUGAGAAAUUCUGUGCCAAUUUGAAGCAUUCUGAAAGGCUGAAUUCUGGAGUUAUGGUAGUGGAACCAUCUGAAGCUGUUUUCAAUGACAUGAUAGCCAAAGUUAAAACUUUUCCGUCUUAUACUGGAGGAGAUCAGGGAUUUCUGAAUUCUUAUUACUCUGAUUUUCCAAAUGCGCAUGUUUUUGAUCCUAAUAUGUCUCUGGAGGCAUUGAAAUCCCGACCUGCUCCUAAGAUGCAGCGUCUCUCCACUCUAUAUAAUGCUGAUGUUGGUCUUUACAUGCUUGCGAACAAGUGGAUGGUAGAUGAGAGUGAACUUCGUGUUAUUCACUAUACUCUUGGCCCUCUUAAACCUUGGGAUUGGUGGACAUCUUGGCUCUUAAAACCAGUUGAUGUCUGGCAGAAUGUUAGGGAACAACUUGAAGAAUCGCUUCCUGGAACUGGUGGAGGCAAAAAUCCUCAUGACGAGCUUCUGGUCAAACUCCUCUUUGUUUUACCUUUCUGUGCUCUUCUUUUUUGUUACUAUCAUUCUUUCCUUCAGACAGGGUUUUCAGUUUGCAGAACUUCAUUAGGCAAUCAGAUCAGACACUUCUACUACCCAAUUAGGUCAAGAAGAAUAACGGCUUACACGGGUGUUUCUUCAUCUUCCACUAUUAAUGCAAACAAUCAAUUUCCUAACAGGGGAGAGACCAAGGUGCCGCCCUACCUUGGCGGGAUCUCAAUUUUCGUUUGUUUUAUGGCUGCUGUGGUGUCCCUUGGAAUUGGUAUAGCAAUUGUGCCUCGACAAGUGAUGCCGUGGACUGGUUUACUCUUGAUGUAUGAGUGGACAUUUACGAUCUUCUUUCUUUUGUUCGGAGCUUUUAUUCAUUUGAUUUAUCAGUGGGGAAGGAGAACAACAACUCGAUUAGGAUCAGUUUCCUCUUAUACAAAUUCUUUUGAUUCUGAAUCUCAAAAAGGUCAUCAGCGGCAUGCAUCCUCUUGUGAUGUUGCUACUUGGUACUAUGGGUUCGGGAUGGCAUUUUUGGCUAUCGCCACCCCAUCCUUACCAUGUAUUUUUGGGAUCACUGCUCUGUUCUUGAGAUUGGGUCUAAUGGUGGUUGGAGGGCUUAUUCUAGCUUCUUUCAUGACAUAUGCUUCGGAGCAUCUUGCGAUUCGGUCGUUCUUGAAAGGUCUUGAGCAUCGGGAUACCACACCCUCAAGAAGUGCAUGUUUCCUGUGUUGAUAAGGCUUCAAAAUGCUCUUGUUAGUUAUCAAAUAUAUUAUCCGAGUCAGAUCUUUUUAUUCAGAUUCGGAGAUGAGUGUCGAAUAUGCAAAAUGAAGACGGAUGCUCAUGUUCGAAUAUGUAUCGUGCACUUGUAUGUCCCAGGGAAAAUGAAUACUCCAGGUUAACAUAGGUCAAUAGCUUUGAGUUUUUGUUUUAAUUGUAUUUUGUUUGUAAACCAUUGCAG